Drosophila bipectinata is the source of this 546-nucleotide messenger RNA. Lineage: Eukaryota; Metazoa; Arthropoda; Insecta; Diptera; Drosophilidae. The record is from RefSeq and is a predicted model, not a curated record.
AUGGAAAGUCGUAUAGUCUUCAUAGGAUUAUUCGUGAUACUAUUUUUCGUUAGUCAUCUGAAUAAAAAUGAAGCCGUGGUCUUUAAGUUGACCAACGCCGUCUGUGUGAGCUAUAACGAGACCUGGUUCCUUUUCCAUCAUUGUCGUCUGAAGGCAGUUAGUCGAAACAAGGUUGUUUUAAACCUUAAUGGAACUGUUCUUCAUCCCGUCCAUAAAAUCAAUGUUCACGCAAAGAUAUUUAAACGAGAAAACGGCUACAAGCCAUGGCUAAUUGAGACGAAAGUAGAUGUCUGUCGAUUUGUCGUCACAAGUUAUGACCCAUUUUCAAAACUAGUAUUUAAUCUAUUUAAGGAAUUUUCAAACUUUGAUCACCCCUGCCCUUUUAUGGGCCUGCAGUAUGUGAUGGGAUUUUAUUUAAGACCUGAAUUAUUAAUUCUACCUUUUCCCAGCGGCGAUUACAUGCUGAUGUUGAGGUGGUUUUUUCACAACAAGCUUACUUUUGACACAAAUGUUAGUUUUGUGUUCACCGAGGAUCUUCACGGUUGA